Messenger RNA from Drosophila virilis, 2799 nucleotides. NCBI's taxonomy places the organism in Eukaryota, Metazoa, Arthropoda, Insecta, Diptera, Drosophilidae. The record is from RefSeq and is a predicted model, not a curated record.
UUUCGCAUUUGUCUCAAAUGCGAGCGAGUCGCUGGGCAAACGUUACGCGCUUCGUUUCGUUCCGCUACGCUGCUGCACAGCAAUAUUUUUGCUAGACGAGCCGUCGCUAAAAUCAAAAGCCGGAAAUAGCCAACAAACACACACACACACACACAACUACACACCAACACACACAUGCAUGGCCAAGUGCUCCCGCAGGCCAAACUAAUUUGACUGUUGUUAGGCUCAAUGAAAUAUUCAGACCGAAUCGCAAGUGAAAUCGCAACAAAGUGCCAAAAAGUGUGUGCUUCAAUUGAGUGUUGGUAAACGCUACACCAAAUACCAAAUACUAAAUACUAAAUGCUUAAACAUAAAAUGCAGCUGCUAAAAAUCAAUUAAGUUCGCAUAAACAACAACAACAACAGCAACAACAACAAGAACGACAAGAACAACAACAACAGACCGCAGUCUAGCAAAUUGCGGUCUCUGUCUGUCUGUCUGUCGGACCGGGCCGGACACAGUGUCCAGCUGUCAGUUGGUCAAACAUUUCAUCAAUAAACGAUACAACUUCCGUUACACUGCGUGCUGCUCACCUGCGACGCGUACGUGUAUGUGUGCGUGUAAGUGUUAAUGUGCAUGUGCGUGUCUCGUAAGCGGCAAGAAAACUUUUCAACUUCCGGCCAAGUGACUUCGAUUUAAUUUCUUUGGCUUUUUUAUGGUCAAGCCAUUUAAUUAAUUUUACUAUGGCAAUUUGAGCGUCUUGCCCUUUGCCCCUGGCCCAUUGCGAACUCUGACCCCGGCGGUUAACUCUCUGUGCAACACACGACGGGUUCUAAGGAAAAGAAAAGGGCUCGCAAGAGCCUGCACAAAAUGAGAGACAACAUCAUGAUUGAAAUGUAAUUUGGUGCACAACAAUUAACAUACAUAUACUGUGAUAAGAGGAGUAUACGAGCAGAUUCCUGGCGGGUCUGCACAAACGGCAAUUCAAUUAAAUUGAAAUUCUAAUUAAGAUAACUACGUUAAUAUUAAUUUUGGCUGGCGAGCCCAAACACAGACAGCAAAGGCGACAAGCUGUCGACUCUAUCGAUACGCAACUUCUCGGCAAGCAUGCUGAACAAUCUUGGGGCCAAUGUGCUGGGCCCCAAGGAUUGUGAUCUACCCAAGGCGGCAAUUACAGCACUUCACGCGGGCGUCAAUAGCUUUGGCCAGUUGCCCGUCGCUCCGAACAUUGCGGAUCUUGGCGGAGGUGGAGCUGGACCCGGCGGCGGUGGUGCGGCGAGCAUUGGCGGGGUGGCCCGACUGCAUGUGACUGGGGGACUGUGCGACAAUGGCAAUGCACUGAAUGGUGCCAGCAGUCACGGCAGCAACAACAACAACAGCAACAACAACAACAACAGCAAUAGCAACAACAACAGCAACAACAACAACAACAUGCAGCAACAGGAUCAGCACCUGGACAAAAACAAGCAGAAAAGACACCGCACACGCUUCACUCCCGCCCAGCUGAACGAGCUGGAGCGCUGCUUCUCCAAGACCCACUAUCCGGAUAUAUUUAUGCGCGAGGAGAUUGCCAUGCGCAUUGGCCUCACCGAGUCACGUGUCCAGGUCUGGUUCCAGAACCGUCGCGCCAAGUGGAAGAAGCGCAAGAAGACCACAAAUGUGUUCCGCACACCGGGCGCCCUGCUGCCCUCGCACGGCCUGCCCCCAUUUGGGGCAAACAUCACGAACAUUGCGAUGGGCGACGGACUCUGCGGCACAGGAAUGUUCGGCGGCGAUCGCUGGAGCGUGGGCGUCAAUCCCAUGACGGCAGGCUUCGGUCAGCUAAAUCAAACCUCGCCGCUUUCGUCCACGCUGAAUAGCGGCCUCAAUUCGGGCAUUAACAUGGGCUCCGCCCUGGGUGCCGGCACCUAUCAGCACUAUGGCCUGAAUGCUUUGGGCGACUCGAUGAUGUAUCAGCACAGUGUAGGCGGGGGGGUAAGCUGCGGACCGGGCGGCUCCCCGAGCGCCACCACGCCGCCCAACAUGAACAGCUGCUCAUCGGUGACGCCGCCGCCGCUCUCCGCACAGCCCACACAGAGCGAGCUCAAUGGCGAGCCUAUGCAGCAGCAGCAACAGCAGCAGCAGCAGCAGCAACAACAACAGCAGCAGCAACAACAUCAACAGCAACAACAACAGCAGCAGCAACAGGAUAGCGGCAAUUUGCUGCCGCACUGUCACCAGGCCAUGCAGUCGCCAGAUGGCGCCACCGACGAAGAUGUCUGGCGGGGACACAGCAUUGCAGCGCUGCGGCGGCGAGCAUCCGAACUAAACGCAACAGCAAUUCCUUCCUAUUUGCAUCAUGCCGCCGCCGCACACAACAAUUACGAGCACCACAAUUCGGUCUACUGAAAUUUGUUGAAAAGCUUUGAAAGCUUUUCGGAUUACGGUUUUUCCAAUUGCGGCACUCACGAGUUCUAAAACAGUUUGACAGCCACAGGGCGCAGCAACAAGUUUUAGUUUUAACUUUAACAUAUUGUACAAUUUAUCAGUUAACAUUAGUUUUUCUUCGUUUUUUUUCUUCUUUUACACAAAUAUUUUUUUAACUCAAAAAAAAAAGACUAUAAUGAAUGUAAACCAAGUAUACGAGAGCGGAACUUGAGCUAAAUUUUGUGGCAUUAACUAGCGCAACUAAAACCCUAUACGAGCCCAUAAAUGUAUUAAAAUUACGCGUAAAACAUAAAAAAAAAAAACAAAAACAUAAAGAAAGUAGUUCUGCCCGAACUCAACGAAUUAAUUCUUUAGCAAUUAGUAAACAAUUAUAACAUAAAUAUUCAAGCAGAA